AUGGUCUCCCGGGGACGUGGACCAGGCCAGAGUGGUCUCCCGGGGGUGUGGACCAGGCCAGAAUGGUUCUCCCGGGGGUGUGGACCAGACAGUGGCCACUCCAGGGGGUGUGGACCAGGCCAAGUGGACCUCCCGGGGGUGUGGACCAGGCCAGUGGUCACUCCCGGGGGUGUGGACCAGGCCAGAGUGGUCCUCCCGGUGUGGACCAGGCCAAAUGGUCCUCCCGUGGGACGUGGACCAGGCCAAGUGGUCACUCUCCCGGGGAGUGUGGACCAGGCAAAUGGUCUCGGGGGACGUGGACCAGGCCAGGUUCCUGCUCCCGGGGGUGUGGACCAGGCCAAGUGGUCCUCCCGGGGGGUGUGGACAGGCAGAGUGGUCCUCCCGGGGGGUGUGGACCAGGCAAGUGGUCCUCCCGGGGGUUGUAGACCAGGCCAAGUGGGCCUCCCGGGGGUGUGGACCAGGCAAAUGGUCUCCCGAGACGUGGACAUGCUCAGAGGUGUGGUUGGGCCAAGUGUGGCCACUCCGGGGGUGUGGACCAGGCCAAGUGGACCUCCCGGGGGCCAGGCCAAAUGUGGACCUCCCGGGGGGUAA
Molecule: messenger RNA, 591 nt
Organism: Homarus americanus (American lobster)
Lineage: Eukaryota; Metazoa; Arthropoda; Malacostraca; Decapoda; Nephropidae
Product: spidroin-2-like
Exons: 1
Coding region: 1-591 (196 amino acids)
Source: RefSeq, a predicted model, not a curated record